AUGAGCAGCAGAUUCUCCUUGAAGGGUCGGACAGCCCUAGUCACUGGAGGUGCCAGAGGAUGUGGACUGGCUUUUGCUGAGGGUCUAGCUGAGGCUGGAGCGGAUGUUGCUACUUUUGAUGUGAUCGAGCCGGUUGCAGGCUGGCACGAGAUAUCGAAAACAUAUGGUGUCAAGACAAAGCACUACAUCGUCGACGUGAGCAGUAUCGAUAGUUUGCAGAAGGGCUUUUCGCAAUUCAAGGCUGACUUCGAUGGGAAACUCGACAUUUGUGUGCCGACAGCAGGGGUCAAUCGCAAUUUGGGCUUCCUCGACACCACCGUGGAGGAGCAUGACAGGCUGAUUGGUGUUAACGUCAAGGGCGUCUAUCACACCGCCCAGCUGGCUGCAAAGCAGAUGAUCGAGAACGGGACCAAGUGCGGUAGCAUCGUCCUGUGCGCAAGCAUCGCCAGCUAUAUGGCUAUCCGUAGUCAGCUGAGCAGUGCAUACUGUGGAACGAAGGGUGCCGUGAGAGCGAUGUGCCCAGCGAUUGCUGCCGAGUUGGUGCCAUAUGGUAUCCGAUGCAACAGCAUAUCUCCAGGAUACGUAAGGACAGAGAUGACUGCACCGUUCCCGCAUUUGCUUGAAAGCUGGAAGGACGAGAUCAUGAAUGGUAGAGUAGCGGAGCCGGAGGAUAUCAGAGGCGGAUGCGUAUUUCUAGCCAGCGAUGCUAGCAAGUACAUGACGGGACAGGAUCUCUGCGUCGACGGUGGCGUGACGAAAUGGUAG
Messenger RNA from Cyphellophora attinorum, 765 nucleotides. Its product is annotated as Sorbose-like protein. Bases 1 to 765 code for a protein of 254 amino acids. The record is from RefSeq and is a predicted model, not a curated record. Lineage: Eukaryota; Fungi; Ascomycota; Eurotiomycetes; Chaetothyriales; Cyphellophoraceae. The transcript has 4 exons. Gene Ontology annotation, molecular function: oxidoreductase activity, acting on the CH-OH group of donors, NAD or NADP as acceptor.